Messenger RNA from Triplophysa dalaica, 645 nucleotides. It is a transcript of the gene s100a10b, whose product is annotated as S100 calcium binding protein A10b. The record is from RefSeq and is a predicted model, not a curated record. NCBI's taxonomy places the organism in Eukaryota, Metazoa, Chordata, Actinopteri, Cypriniformes, Nemacheilidae. The coding region runs from base 118 to 429 and encodes 103 amino acids. The transcript has 3 exons. Gene Ontology annotation, molecular function: calcium ion binding. Gene Ontology annotation, cellular component: cytoplasm.
GUCAUUCGGGCGGAGCCCCACUAUAAAUUCCUCGACUGCCUCUUGACCAGCUCCUGCGCAGCAUUUUCCUUCUUUACUUCUUUUAGGUGUCGCUCUGCAUUUAUCACGCCAGUCACAAUGCCGUCUGAUCUGGAGAGAGCGAUGGAGACUCUGAUCACUGUGUUUCACCGUUACGCGGGCAGAGAGGGUAAUAAAGCAUCGCUGAGCCGCAAAGAACUCAAACAGCUGAUGGAGACAGAGCUGUCCAGCUUUUUGAAGUCUCAAAAGGAUCCUGCUGCAAUAGACAAGAUUAUGAAGGAUCUGGACGCUAAUGGCGACGGAGAGGUGAAUUUCGAGGAGUUUGUUUCUCUUGUGGUCGGUUUGUCCAUUGCUUGCGAACAGAUCUACCAGACGCACCAGAAACUGACAGCAGGUGUUAAAAAGCAAUAAAAACUGAAACAAGAGGGGAAAAUAUGUUUUAUUCGUGUCGUAUUUUAAAAAAAUAGGUGUGAAUGUACACUGUCUGGCACAUUCCUCAAUCUGAAUCUGUUACAGUGUAUUGUGUUUUGAUGACUGCACAGACAAAUUAUGUUUAAAGAUUAUGUUUUGAAGUGGUGUAAGUGUUAACCAUGAACAUAAACAUUCACAAUAAAUUCAUCCAUUUUU